Molecule: messenger RNA, 465 nt
Organism: Penaeus vannamei (Pacific white shrimp)
Lineage: Eukaryota; Metazoa; Arthropoda; Malacostraca; Decapoda; Penaeidae
Source: RefSeq, a predicted model, not a curated record
UCAGACGCGAGUUGCAUCAGUUGCAGCGGCAUUGCUUCAGGGUUUCAGGAUGUUCCGUUUGCUUGUUCUCGCUCUGGUUGUGGCCGUCGCGGCCGCGGCGCAGGACCCGGCCAACUGCAGGUGCGGCGCCUUCAUCACUCUUGACUCUGUCGAGAAGAUGCUGUACGAGCUGCCUCCCCUCGAUAUGGGCAGCUGUGACCAGCACAACAAAUGCCGCGACCGCUGCUUCAAGGAGUUCGAGGAGCUGUCUGGAGGAGGAGACUUGAACUACAUUACCUCCGAUGGCGUGACGCCCGUCGGUCAGAUCUUGUGCACGGCGUCGGGAAAGCCAGUCCAUAACGAAUAUGUGUACGCCUAUUCGGAGCUCUGCGACGGCCCCUGGGAGUGGACCGGCGACCAGACCAUGCAGCCCCUGUGCUGCAACAAGGAUCAUGAGUACCAUCCUUGCCCCGAGUAGGGAGGGGG